AAUUGAUGGAAUCGUAACGCUAUCACGAACAGUCUUGCACUUGACGCGUCGCGAAACGGUCCGCCUCACCCACUUUAAUUAGUACCGAAAGCAUCCAGGUUUCGAUUUUUGUUAAAGUUUUGUGUUGUCCUAAUCCAGAAAGUACCAUGAGUCUCGAACCAUUCGAUAUUGACACGUCUCCGCCGACGCCGGAGUUGCUCGAAGUUGCCCGCCGAGAGUUGCGUGAAACUCCGGAGACGCGAGCUGCGGCCAUCGAAGAUCUUCGGCGACUGCUGCACAACGCCACGGAUCUGCACUAUCGCGAUGACGACGAUUUUCUGCUGAUCUUCCUCAGACCGUGUCACUUCUAUCCGGAAAGUGCGUUGAAAAUGAUGCGACGCAUUGCCGAUUUUAAAAAGUCCAACCACCCCCUGAUGCACAACCUGUUCCCGAUAGAUGAGAAAAUUUCCUUUACUGACCACGGAAUCGUCAAUGUGCUGACCAACAAGGACCACAAAGGGCGCCGAGUGCUGCUCAUGAACUGCGGCAAAGCAUGGGACCCGAAGCAAGUCAACGCCGAGAAAAUGUUCCGGCUGUUCUUCCUGGUCCACCUGGUUGCCCAGCUGGAACCGUCCACCCAGAUCAACGGAGUCGUCAUCAUCAUGGACUUUGACGGGCUCUCGCUGAAACAGGUUCGCGCUCUCUCGCCGUCCUUCUCGAAGCUCCUGCUCACGUUCAUCCAGGAGGCCGUUCCGCUCCGCAUGAAGGAAGUGCACAUCAUCAAGCAGCCGUACGUGUUCAACAUGGUCUGGACACUGUUCAAGCCGUUCAUCGGCGAGAAGCUGCGCAAUCGGCUCGAAUUCCAUGGCAGCGACAUGAAGAAGCUGCACAAGUACAUCAGUCCGGACUAUCUGCCCAAGAACUACGGAGGAAAUUUGCCAGCACUGAACUAUGGCUCCCGGGAUUGGUAUCCGUGCAUUGAAAAAUACCUGGAUCACAUUGCCAAGUGGAAUACCUACGGCUACGCGAACACACCCUAAGACAUCAUGACGAGCAUCAAUGAUUCCACUAUAUUUCGUCCAAGGCCUUUGCUGGAAGCGAAAAUACUUCUUUAGGUGAUAUUAGUUCAAUUGGAUAGGGAAUUUGUUCGUUCAGAUAAAAGAGGUGGCAUCAAGAAAGGUAGUAGCAUGAAUCAAAGUGAAAUUUUUGUUAUCUACUUAGAAUAUUAAGCCUGCUUUUUUGGAACAAAUUGGUUUUCCUAGAUAAGAUAUUAUUUAUUUGAUAAGUUUGUUAAUAAAACAGGAAACUGAAA
Messenger RNA from Aedes aegypti (yellow fever mosquito), 1291 nucleotides. RefSeq names its product clavesin-1. The transcript has 3 exons. Gene Ontology annotation, cellular component: membrane. NCBI's taxonomy places the organism in Eukaryota, Metazoa, Arthropoda, Insecta, Diptera, Culicidae. Bases 147 to 1019 code for a protein of 290 amino acids. The record is from RefSeq and is a predicted model, not a curated record. Gene Ontology annotation, molecular function: phosphatidylinositol bisphosphate binding.